GCGUUUGUGCACCGGCAUCCCUCCCCCUCUUUCCCGAACCUAUCUCCAGGUCCCAGCGACACUGUAACGUCUCCCUAUCAGGUGAUAACGGAACUUCUGCAACUUGAGCCGGGGUCGGAGUGAAGACCGUGAGAUAGACAGCUUUCAAAAAACAUGGGGUAAUAGUGUACCGGGAAACCUUCCCUGUCUUAUCUGGAAAACGCGUCCCGUUGGCGUUGGGCAGUGAGAGAAGUGACGAUCGGCGCUUUAUAUAGACCUGGCGGGAGAACGUUGCGCCUGCCGCCAUGCAUCAGUGUUCUUACCUGCGGUGUCCCCCAUUCAGAGACGUUGGAAAUCUUUGAACAGCCAAUUGACAACAUGAUUUUUGGCAGCCUUGCCUUCGCGGCACGCCAUGAGCGGACGCCAGAGGAGAGGAAGCUUGUCAGGAGAUUGGACAUCUUCUUAAUGACAUUCGGUUGCAUUUCCCAGGUCAUCAAAUACCUCGACCAGACAAACAUCAGCAACGCCUACGUCUCAGGCAUGAAAGAAGACCUCAACCUUUACGGCAAUGAGCUCAACUACUUCACAACGUACUUCAACGUCGCCUACUGCAUCAUGCUCAUCCCCUCCCAAAUCAUCCUGACCUACGUGCGACCGAGCUACUGGCUCUCUGGCCUCGAGGUCCUAUGGGGCAUCAUCACAGGCAUGAUCGCCCUCGCCAAGAACGCGCAACAGGUAUACGCGCUCCGCGUCCUACUUGGUCUCUGCGAGAGCAGUGCCUGGCCCGGCAUGAUGACUCUUCUGAUGCACUGGUAUACCCCGUCCGAGUUAGCCAAGCGCAUGGGUUUCUACCACUCGUGCCAGGCGGUGGGCUCCAUGAUGUCGGGCGCGUUGCAGGUUGCCAUUAGGAGCUCCAUGCAUGGACUACACGGUAUGGCCGGUUGGCGCUGGCUUUUCGUCGUGAAUGCCAUCAUGACCGUAUGCGUCGGCGCUGCGGGUUUCUUCCUUCUUCCCGAUACACCCAAUAACCCCAACCCCCGCGCGUUCUGGUUCAAGAAGGGACACGCUGAGCUUGCUAUGGAGCGGCUGGAGCGCCAUGGUAAAGCAGAGCCCAAGAAGAUGACAUGGGCCGCUGCCAGGCGCGCAUUUAAGAGUUGGGUAAUCUAUUUCGUACCCAUUCUGUAUAUUGCGACUGUCCUCCUGUCGUAUGGCAACAACUACUUCGGUCUGUUCCUAAAGGCCUUGAAGAAUCCGGAUGGAACCCCCAGAUGGUCAACGUCCGAGGUGAAUGCGAUUCCCAUCGGUGGAAGUGCGAUCAAUGUUGUGUUUGUCUGGAUAUGGGCAAUCUUGUCGGACUUGUUCAUGACAAGAUGGACUCUCAUCGUUGUUCAGGCUGUAAUUGGCAUCGCAUGCUGCAUUGCGAUGAGUGUCUGGUCCUCACACCCAACCACAACACCGCUCGCCACAGCCUACGCGUCCAACUUCAUCCUCUUUACGGCAAUGGGAACCGCGCCUCUCAUCUUUGCAUGGUUGGCUGACAUCCUGCCCCACGACCCCGAGGCGAGGACUCUCAUCGUCGGAGUCGCCAUUGCAGGAUACUAUGCCAUCUCCGCCUGGUCGCAAGUUCUGGUGUGGCCAGCCACUCAAGCACCGUAUUACAAGUAUGCAUGGCAGUCAGCCAUUGCCAUCGGUGUCCUCGUCAUUAUCAUGACGUGCGUGCUUCGUUACAUUGAUGCAAAGCAUCUCGAGCCCAAGAGGGAGCAAUUCAGAGCUACUGUCAUUGAGGCUGCAGUGGCGGGUGACAGGGAUGCGGCGGAGUCGAUUGCCCGUGAUUCCGUCGACCGGAAAGUGAAGUCAGCUGCUAUUGUACCAGAAGUCUGAACAUGUGUCACUUGCUGGGGUGGGGUAAGCUCUAGACAUUAGAACCCCGAGUCCUCUCAAUGUUGGCUUUGUUGUGCUUUGACGACUGUGACUACAAUAGAUAUGAAGCGCUAGAGAUAGAUUUGGCUCAAACAUAUUGUGCUUCAUCCCACUUGAAUGUACCAAUUCCCUGUCAGAUUGUUCGGUCAUGAACGUGCCCUCCUGAAUUUUACCAAAUAUGAUCAGGAGUUUCCAUC
This is a messenger RNA of Colletotrichum phormii, 2096 nucleotides long. RefSeq names its product major facilitator superfamily transporter. The record is from RefSeq and is a predicted model, not a curated record. The transcript is spliced from 9 exons. Gene Ontology annotation, molecular function: transmembrane transporter activity. The coding region runs from base 358 to 1860 and encodes 500 amino acids. Gene Ontology annotation, cellular component: membrane. Gene Ontology annotation, biological process: transmembrane transport. Lineage: Eukaryota; Fungi; Ascomycota; Sordariomycetes; Glomerellales; Glomerellaceae.